Stegostoma tigrinum is the source of this 1311-nucleotide messenger RNA. RefSeq names its product hyaluronan and proteoglycan link protein 4 (gene hapln4). Gene Ontology annotation, molecular function: hyaluronic acid binding. Gene Ontology annotation, biological process: cell adhesion. The record is from RefSeq and is a predicted model, not a curated record. The transcript is spliced from 5 exons. NCBI's taxonomy places the organism in Eukaryota, Metazoa, Chordata, Chondrichthyes, Orectolobiformes, Stegostomatidae. The coding region runs from base 164 to 1303 and encodes 379 amino acids.
UUGGCAGGUUUGCUGACUGUAAGCAUAGCUCUGAUUAGACCUUUAAUUUCACGUCAGCAUUUGUCGAUCGAGGCAGAGAGGGAGAGUGUGAAGGAGAAGGAGCCUGAGAGAGAGAGAGAGAAAGGGAGAGAGUGUCUGCAGAAUCUCUUAACCAGACCGGCUCAUGGUUGAGAUCCAUUUAGUGUCACUGAUUGUAUGUGCUGUUCUACUGUGUUUGCAGUUAAAAGGGGAGAUGCUGUCAUUGAGAAUCUGGCUUGGCUGCCACAUCACUCUCCUGAUGGUUCUGAGUCCAGCCUUCUCUCUCUUGAACAAUGAUGUCGGAACCAAACAAAGUGUGCAUGUAUCAGGAGAUGAGAGUGGCCUCGUGGUGGUCCAGACUGCCCCAGGGAAAGUCCUUACUCACCGUGGAGGUUCAAUCAUCCUGCCCUGCAGAUACCACUAUGAGCCGGAGAGCCAGGACCCCGAGAAGAUCCGCAUCAAAUGGACCAAGGAAUCAGACACGUUGCAAAGCAGCGAUGUCUUUGUGGCCUUGGGCAGGAUACACAAAGCCUUUGGGAUAUACAAAGGCAGGGUGUGGUUACAAGGUGAUGGAGAUGGUGAUGCAUCCCUCAUCAUGCAGGACGUGACCCUGCAAGAUUACGGGCGAUAUGAAUGUGAAGUGAUAGAUGAGCUCGAGGAUGACACAGGAAUCGUCAAACUGAGCCUGGAAGGUGUGGUGUUUCCUUACCAUCCAAGGCUGGGGCGUUACACAUUAAAUUUUGAAGAUGCUAAGAAGGCGUGCGAGGAGCAGGAUGGGAUACUGGCCUCUUACGAGCAACUGCAUGAGGCUUGGCUGAAAGGAAUGGAUUGGUGUAACGCCGGCUGGCUGAAUGAUGGAUCUGUCCAAUACCCAAUUUCAAAGCCCCGGCUCCAAUGUGGCAAGUCGGACCUGGCCGCUGGCAUUCGGAACUAUGGCUACCGGCACAAAGAUGACGAGCGAUAUGAUGCUUUCUGUUUCACCUCCAACCUGAAAGGUAAAGUUUAUUUUCUGAGGACCUACCGGAAGGUGAACUAUGGUGAGGCAGUGAAGGCAUGUGAGCAGCACGGAGUGACGAUUGCCAAGGUGGGCCAGCUGUACGCAGCAUGGAAAUUGCAGCUACUAGACUGCUGCCAGGCUGGCUGGUUACAGGAUGGCAGUGUCCGCUACCCCAUCGUCAACCCCCGCGACAAGUGUGGUGGCAAGAAGCCGGGGGUCCGCACCUUCGGCUUCCCAGACAAGAAGCGGCGGCUGUACGGGGUCUACUGUUUCAAAAAGAAGGAAUGAGAAAGAGA